UUCCCUGUCUCAGUCAGCAGACAUGCUGCCUCUCCUGCCAAGCGGUAAGAGCUGGCUUGACCGCGAGGACGUCCAGAUGAAACGGUGUCCUGCUAUCUGCACCUGAGUUCAACUGGGGUUGAACGGGCAUCAUGUAGGCCUGUUAGGGGAAGAAACUAAAGGACCGUUAGAUUUCUGGUCGCAGUUAACUUUUAUUUAUCCUUGGGGUGUUCAGAAAUGCUCAAGAUGAUUCCAAUAAUCUGUCUGGCGAUGCUGCUUCCUGAAGUGGCUCACUCAGCGGAGGGUCACUAUGCCCAGAAACUUCUGAAUGAUUUGAUGGAAAAUUAUUCCAGCGCCCUGCGGCCUGUGGAGGACACAGACAGAGCCCUCAACGUCACCUUACAGAUCACCCUCUCCCAGAUCAAAGACAUGGAUGAGAGGAACCAGGUGCUGAUUGCCUACCUGUGGAUCAGGCAGACGUGGAACGAUGCAUACCUCAAGUGGGAUAAAGAGGACUAUGACGGACUGGAGGUGAUCCACAUACCCAGCAGCCUGGUGUGGAGGCCUGACCUCGUCCUCUAUAACAAGGCGGACGAUGACUUCUCAGGGCCGAUGGACACCAAUGUGAGGCUGCGCUACAACGGAGAGAUAACCUGGGAUGCUCCUGCCAUCACCAAGAGCUCCUGUGUGGUGGAUGUCUCCUACUUCCCCUUUGACAGCCAGGAAUGUAACCUGACUUUUGGUUCCUGGACCUACAAUGGCAACCAGGUAGACAUCAUUAUGGGCAUGGACAGUGGCGAUCUGUCAGACUUUGUAGAAAAUGUGGAGUGGGAGUGCCACGGGAUGCCGGCCACCAAGAAUGUCAUCAUGUACGGCUGUUGCUCUGACCCGUAUCCAGACAUCACCUAUACAGUGCUCCUGCAGCGCCGCUCCUCCUUUUACAUCUUCAACCUCCUCCUCCCGUGCUUCCUCAUCUCUUUCUUGGCUCCUCUGGGCUUCUACCUGCCUGCAGACUCUGGGGAGAAGGUUUCCCUCGGAGUGACGGUUCUUCUGGCUCUCACUGUGUUCCAGCUAAUGGUGGCUGAGAGUAUGCCUCCAUCUGAGAGUGUGCCGCUCAUAGGGAAGUACUAUAUUGCCACUAUGACUAUGGUAACAGCAUCCACGUCUCUCACCAUCUUCAUCAUGAACAUCCACUUCUGUGGUGCAGAGGCCAAACCAGUCCCCCACUGGGCUAAAGUCCUCAUCAUUGACUACAUGUCCAAGAUUUUCUUUGUUUAUGAGGUGGGCGAGAACUGUGCCUCUGCUUCCUCCUCCUCCUCUUCUUCGUCUUCUCACUUCCCCCAGGAUGACAUCCGUCACCAGCACCACAUUCACGCAAAUGGCAAACCAGGGAGCCACAGUAGCCGACAGGACUGGCAGAGUCACAAAUACCCCAGACCUCAGACGCCCAAGCCGCAGCACCAUCCCAGAGUGAAAGCGCAGCACCACAUCACUAGAGAAGAUAGGAGCCACCCCUCCAACUAUGGACCCGGGAAAUAUGAAGGCUCUAAUGGUAAAAUCCCUACAGGUGAUUGCUGUAAAGAAGAUCAGAAAGUCCCCUGCUAUCCUGAAGACCAAAAGCUUCCCUGCUGCCCUGAUGAAAAAAAGCUUCCACCUCAAGGCCCUACAGUUACCUUUGGCCCCUGCGUGUUCUGUAGCCAUGGCAGUGGCAUCCCUGGUGCGGACACCAAGCUGGUGCGCAAUGUUGAAUAUAUCGCCAACUGUUUUCGAGAGCAGAGGGCCACUUGCGCCAAAGGGGCAGAAUGGAAGAAGAUCGCAAAGGUGAUGGAUAGAUUCUUCAUGUGGAUCUUCUUCGUCAUGGUUUUCCUCAUGAGCAUCCUCAUCAUUGGCAAGGCACCGCAGUGAUGCUACGGGUUUUUAUAUAUUUGACUCAGUGAACUUUUUUUUGUCAAAUAAAAACAUCCAAGGGACUAUUUUGUGUUUUAUAAACAUGCUGUACGUUGAAAGAUAUAUGGACUUUGUGGCUUUUUCUUUAUUAAUAAUAACAGUAUAGAUUACAAUGAUUUAUUUGAAAAUAAAUAAAAUGUACUUUGCAUUCAUUGUUUUGGCCAUGUACAUGCAAUGCUAAAACCCAUGAUUUCUUACACACUUGAUAAUUUAGCAUCCUAUACAUAGCAACAUUAUAUACAUUGGUCUUCAUCUAAAACCUAGCACAAUGGGACAGACUUUAAUAAUGUAUGUUGUCAAUGUAGAUAACUUCUAAUGAAAGGGCGCAACAAAUGAUAGUUGUUCAAUCAUUGUUUUCUGAUGGCGACCACUCUGCCUGCGUUUGUUUGCUUCCUAUACAAUCCCCACCAUCUCUAUUGAUAGCAUGUUGCAAAUGUACAGUCUAUUACCAUCCCUGUCAAGUAUAUACAGGUACUUCAUUAUCUGACCCUUGAAUACAUGUAAGGGGAUCUACUGUCAAGUUAAAAUAUGACCAGUGGAGACAGCACAUGUCUUAUUCACUAGUGUGAAAUGGGAUGCCUGGGGCUGAGAGUUACAGCGUCAGUCCACGCUCCGGAUCUGCAGAAUCAUUUUUCUGUUCAAAAUCAUCCAGUGAAUAGUUAAUGAGCAAGCUUUGUUUGUAGCACAGCCAGGGCAGUGAGGAUGUAAGGUAAUAUCAGGAGCAUCAAUUAUGUAACACAACACACUCUGACACCCCCCUCUACCCAAAACCCCAUACCUUGAACUUGGAAAGUCAAGUGAAUGUGUGUGUACACACACAUGAACAAGGUGGGAGAAAGAAUAAAUAACAAUAGGGAAAGGAAGAAAACCUAAGAUUGUUUCAUUAAUUUAGGUACUGUACUUAAGUAGAGUUUUACUUCAAUUCCACUAUAUUUCUGAAGGAAAUCUUAUACUUUUUAUAAAACACUUUUAUACAUUUAUAAAUAUGAUGUAUUGCUAUAGAUUUAUUACAGUUUUUCUGCAUUGGUUUGGCUCAUUUCUUGAAACAGAAAUUACAUUCUCAAAACAACAUGGACAAACCUCCAAACCACUUGACAAUUGUUCACAACAGAAUUGUAUUUCUCAUUGAUUUCAUCACAUUGCAAAUGUAUUACUACAUCUUUGCAAAUGAUUAAGUACAGUUAGCCUACAUUUAGCACAAUUUCCAUUUCAUUCUAUAAGUCAUCACAUGCACAAUAGUCUGUUCAAUCGUCAAAAUUAGUCAACAUAAUCAUAUCAGCAUAAUACCAUGAAUACCAUAUACUGUAUUUAUUUACAGCACUGUAGGCUACAUAUAAUUUUCCUUGUUUUUGUUUAUGUAUUUAUAUAACAGUAUAUUAUGCUUUAUACAUUUUCUUUUUACUCUGAUAUGGAGAUUACUUUAUGUGUGUGAAUAAAAAUGGCUACCUUUCCUUGGCAGUGUGAGUGCAAUGUGUGAUGUCAAACCUUAGAGGCUACUCUUACCCUAAAAUCCUGUUUUUUUAUUUUUUCAGUUUUAUACACAAUUGUAUUCUGUUAGCUUGACAAAAAAAGCUAGUACAGUAACCAUUGUGAAUGAAGGACUGGGCUAAGACUGAGAGGUGGACAUGAGGGAUAUGGUCCUCUGCCAUAGUGACAAAACAUCUAAACAUUUUGACUUCCAGUGCUCACACAAUGCCAAAGGGACGAUGCAUUUUGAAGGUACUGACUAUUUAUAUGAGAAAGAAAUUUAGUUUUGACACGAGUGAACUGUUUUGGGAGAGAUAUGCACUUUUGCAAGUGAGCUAUGGUGUUGUGCUGAACUGACUGUUUUGCCAAAUGAUCUUAGAGUUUUGA
This is a messenger RNA of Dicentrarchus labrax (European seabass), 3780 nucleotides long. Its product is annotated as neuronal acetylcholine receptor subunit alpha-9-II. Gene Ontology annotation, cellular component: neuron projection; synapse; postsynaptic membrane. Gene Ontology annotation, biological process: signal transduction; chemical synaptic transmission; monoatomic ion transmembrane transport. The record is from RefSeq and is a predicted model, not a curated record. The transcript is spliced from 6 exons. NCBI's taxonomy places the organism in Eukaryota, Metazoa, Chordata, Actinopteri, Moronidae. The coding region runs from base 217 to 1884 and encodes 555 amino acids. Gene Ontology annotation, molecular function: acetylcholine-gated monoatomic cation-selective channel activity; transmembrane signaling receptor activity.